Schistosoma bovis is the source of this 474-nucleotide messenger RNA. NCBI's taxonomy places the organism in Eukaryota, Metazoa, Platyhelminthes, Trematoda, Strigeidida, Schistosomatidae. The record is from the annotation of a GenBank genome assembly.
AUGAAUUCUAAUCUGUUUCAGCUCAGAAUGGCCAUUGGAAAUAUCUCCGUUAUCGUGGCAAUAUUUAAAACUCUAUUACUCAACACUUGCGAAUCUGUGAGGGAAAAUUCAUUAAAAACCACCAACUCACGGCGUGAUGAUUUAGCCAAUCGAACUCUCUUAGACUUCACUGAUUCUAACACCAAUGCGUUUGAAAAUUGGAUUGAGGUAUCAGAUGGAGGGAGAUCUAAGGCUACACUAGUAAAACUUAAAGAACAGAAUUAUCAAUCAGCAAUUUUCUUUUUUCUUCUCGCCACACGAGAAAAUGGACCAAGCUUUGCUGGAGUUGACAGGAUACUAGCUGAUGAUGUUUUGCCAGCAUAUGACGGUGUCAUCAUUGACGUAUAUAGACAGGGUCCACAUUCUCAUUUCAGAUUGUUCUAUGGUGAAUGUUCGGAUACAUGCAAUUGUAUAUCUAACGAAUUAGUCUUCGAG